Messenger RNA from Penicillium concentricum, 2514 nucleotides. RefSeq lists its product as uncharacterized. The record is from RefSeq and is a predicted model, not a curated record. Gene Ontology annotation, biological process: regulation of DNA-templated transcription; DNA-templated transcription. The coding region runs from base 1 to 2514 and encodes 837 amino acids. The transcript is spliced from 9 exons. Lineage: Eukaryota; Fungi; Ascomycota; Eurotiomycetes; Eurotiales; Aspergillaceae. Gene Ontology annotation, cellular component: nucleus. Gene Ontology annotation, molecular function: zinc ion binding; DNA binding; DNA-binding transcription factor activity, RNA polymerase II-specific.
AUGCAUAUCCCGCCAUACAUUAGCCGACCAACCGAUGGUCCGAAAUGUCCUCUCAAUGUUCAUGACACUAUUGACUCCAUCAUUGGCAUGGGUUCGAAUAAAAAGACAUCGCGAUCACGGUUUGGUUGUCGCACCUGUCGUGCCCGAAAAGUGAAAUGUGACGAAACACCUGGCGAAUGCGGCAACUGUGCUCGAUUACGACUAGUCUGUUCCGGCUACACCACGCCGCUGAGGUCUCAAACAACCAGGAGUGAAGUAGAUCAGGAAGAUUCCGUGAGAGGAAAAAGGACAUUUCGUUCUUGCAUAGCAUGUCGUACUUCGAAGACCAAAUGCUCUGGUGAGCGACCAUGCCAACGAUGCCGUUGGAAAUGUUCAACCGAAUGUGUUUACGCCGAGUCUACACAGCCUACUUGGGUGCGCAGAGUCAACGUGAAUCCGACAGGCAACGAGGACUCCUCUCCAUCUUUACCUCCCAUGCCUGAACCAUCUUUUGAGCAGACACCGUCUAGGCGGGACAAUCUGCCUAGUUUAAUGGAGACACCGCCUAUAUCACAACAGGCUUUUCCCUUGGUGGAAACCACCGGGAGUUCAUUAUCUCCACUUGACUGGCUGUCUACUCAUUACCUCCCCAACUCAUCGAGAAUCGCGAUGCUAGUCGAAGAGUAUUUUAACAACAUCCACCCUCUGCGCGCCUUUGCUUUUAUGCACAAACCUUCUUUCCUACAGCGAUUGGACGGAGAGCUUUCAAAGAAUUACCAUAAUAAUGCUCUUUUACAUGUGAUAUGUGCAUUAGGAGCCCAGUUUUAUGCUCUGUCUUACAGCGUGACCACAGCUCAACUUGAGCCCAAAUUGGUCCUUCUUGCUGGCACACAAUGGGCCAAAAUUGCCCAACGACUCAUUCUUGAGACCAUAGAUCGUGUCACCAUUGAAAGUCUAAUGGUGCGCACCCUGAUUGAAAACCUAGCCUACUUCUAUGAUGUGGCGACCGUUUUGCUUCAUGAUUAUGCGGUUCGAUUGGGGAACUUUGCAAACGCUUUCAUGUUAAGUGGACUCACCACACGAAUGACCCAGGCGCUACAGAUCAAUCUCGAAUACAACACCGACAUCCUCUGCCAAGAUACCGAUAACGGCCUCCCAGUUACAGCAAAAGAGUCGCGUCGGCGGUUGAUGUGGAGCUGCUAUAUCAUGGAUGCGCUUGUUGGCAGCGGGGUAGACCAGCUGAUGUUGAUGGAUGAAAGAGACAUCAAGAUUCAACUUCCAUGCAACGAGCGCAACUUCACUCAGCAAGUCCCCUGCCUCACAGAAACUUUAUAUCCUGGGAGUUGGCUUAAAAUCCUACCGGAAGAUAUAGAUACAAAGACUCUAUUGCCUAACAUGGGCAUAAUGGCAUAUUUCAUUCGACAGAUCUCAAUCCGGAAAAGGGUUCUAAGAUAUAUCAAGCAUUUAGGUGAAGCCAUGGUCCCGUGGGACCCUGCGUCGGAAUUUUCGCAUUUAGAUUCAGAUUGCCGGGCAUGGUAUGAUUCUCUACCAGCAAGUCUACAAUUCACACCCGAUGCAAUGUACAUUCGCAAAGACACGUCCCAGUUGGGCGCCCUGUGUUUGCUCCAUUGCACGCACUAUCAAACUAUUUGUGACCUAUAUCGAUUAGGGGCCCCUGCGCUUUACAAACUCCGAGCCGCUUUUGACUUCCCUCCUGAACAGGGGGAAUUUCUUCGGCAUCUGCAACAAGUUCUCUUUGACUCAGCUCGGGCUUUGGCGACCAUCAUUGGUCAGACGGCUGCGCAUGGUCCUCAAAUGUUGUCAGACUCCUGGCUUCCUACCAUCGCAUAUGACAGCAGCCGGAUCAUGGUAUAUCAUUUGACUCACAUCCUAGAUCCGCGUUCACAGAAUGCAAAAGCUCUGGUACUGGCUGCAAUUCCUCUGCUACGCAGCAACAUCAACGCGCUAAAGCUAAUGGGAUCACUCAAUGCAAUCGCCAGUUCACUUUCAUCCGCAGCAGAAACCAUGCUUGCUCGUUCUGGCAUUGAGUCCGAGGUGGUCACCCGGAACAUCAUACCCGAUGACCCGUAUCAGUCAGCCGAGGAGGAAGACACGAGUGACGACCAUCGGAAACCUCCGGUUCAAAGUGCGCCGGAUUACGUCCUCAAUCCGCUCACUAUUUUCCGAAUGGCACGCAAAUCUAUACCAGAGCGACAUGCCCCCGAAAAAGCGGGCAACACGUCCGCAUCUAAUAGUGUGCUCCCCGAAAGUAGCGUCGAUAUUGAUCAUUCCCCUUGCGAAAUUGUUAGCGAUACCGGGGCAGACAAUGGUACAGCUGAGUUAGAAGUUGAGCAGCCUAGUCUUGAGGAGCUACAAAGUUUAUUCAUGUCUGAUCUUGGGUGGGCGUGGCAGCCCGCAGACACGGCAGUUGGAUCAGGAACUGAGGGAGGUGGCCUACUGCCAUGGGCAGGUGGAUAUCCCACCACUCAGCCACAACCAUGGUUACCUGUGUUUCCAUUUCCCCGGCAAACCUGA